AUGCCACCGUCGAGUCGCAUACCACCUCUUCUCCAACCAUACAUCCAACUUCCUCGCGAGGAUUCGCUUAUCCUGCUCACGAGCACUCUCGGAGCCAGCGCAAACUGGCUGCUACUACGGUUCCUGUGCGAUGCGCUGAGCACAGUCACAGCUCAAGACGGCGGGGAGGAGGGGCACAAUGUAGUGCUGGUUUCUUGGAUGCGACAGUACGAGUUCUGGAAACAGGAAUCCAGAAAGAGCGCGGGUCUAGAUUUGGAGAGACUCAGGAAAGAGGGGAGAUUCGCCUUCGUUGAUGGGCUGGGGGCUGGUGCAAAUACGCCUGGCAAUGGUAUAUCCGGAAUAGACGCGCGGGCCAAUCGACAGGCAAAACCACAAGUCACGGGACUGAAUAGGAUCCAGGUGCAGAGAGGGCCGCAGACAUUACCUGCACGAGGUCCUCUCGGAGGGAUAGCGCCUGUAAGAGGACCACCUGUAGCGGCAGUGGCAGCGGCAGCGCCUACACAAUCACCCGCUACGGUUCCUACAACAUCAGAGGCGGCCGACGCAGGUAGCAGUACCCCCGGUCAUUACGUAUUGAAGACACUCGACCUUUCAGAAAUCAAAACGACCAUUUCCAGCGCCGUCUCUGCACUCAAUCCCUCAGCGGUACAGCGAAAGACGCUCCUCAUCUUCGAUAAUCCAGACCUCCUCCUCGCCCUCAACCCCUCCAUCACACCCUCGGACUUCACUUCGCUUACUCUGGCUCUUCACACAAUACCAACUGUGUCACCUGUUCUCACCCAUAUACAAUCCGAUAACCCGCUUCUCAACCUUUCCACACCACCUCAACCACUUGAGCUUGCGCAUCACAACCUGCUAGUCAAAUUUGCUCACAUGAGCAGGAGGAUACUGGGUGUGAGGAUCUUGGACACUGGAGUUGCAAGGGACGUGAGCGGCGUCAUACGGAUCACCGAACAGAAGCAUGAAUGGUCAGACUUGGAUCUCAACGAAAAUGAACCCAAAGAAAGUGGUGACAAUAGGCGAGGAAAGGAGUUUCUGUACCAGGUUAAAGGCGACGGUAGCGUGAGGGUUUUUGAGAGGGGUGCUGGUGGAGAGGCUUGA
Molecule: messenger RNA, 1101 nt
Organism: Bipolaris oryzae ATCC 44560
Lineage: Eukaryota; Fungi; Ascomycota; Dothideomycetes; Pleosporales; Pleosporaceae
Exons: 1
Coding region: 1-1101 (366 amino acids)
Biological process (GO): tRNA wobble uridine modification
Cellular component (GO): elongator holoenzyme complex
Source: RefSeq, a predicted model, not a curated record